CAACCUUGUUCGGUCGAAGGUAGGUUCAGCCUGAACCUUGUACUCCACAUUAGGAGCUCUCGUCUGGUGAUCAGGCGUCGCGAGCCUAACCAUUAUGUGAUACAUCCGUCCGCUAACGUUUUCGCUUGGCGAAAACAAAGUCCGUCUGGUUACAGUUUCUGCUUCCCGGGACAAACUACUCCAGCCUCGCGCCUGCCGCUCCUGUUGCGACUCGUGACGUAUCUGCGAGGAAUAGACAGCGUCGAGAGAGUCAGCUGCCUCACUAAUGCGCCGAAACCUAAUCCGUUUCUCAUAAAAGUCACGCAUUUACACCUCCAGCACUCAUGCCUGUUCCGCGAACCCGCUUGUAGUUGACUCAAAAGCAGUGUCAGAUGCUUCACUAGUGCCACGAAACCCUAAUUCGGCUUUCAGGCGUUUCAAAACGAAACCCUAAUUCGGCUCCAGUUAAAGCCCGAAGCCCCGAGUCUCCACCUGCUGCAGAGAUGCCUGUUCCGCGAAACCGUUCCGGCGGCUUCACGCCGAAAUCAGGCAGCGCCUCGUCCCUGUUUAAAGCCUCCUCCUCCUCCUCGUCCUCCUCCUCGUCCCCCUCUCUCUCCUCGCGGCUCUCCUGGAAUGACCUCGCUCCGGCGCUGUCCGUAGCGCUGCUGCUUGUAGCGGGUAUGCUGCUCGCGGUGACGUACAUCCGUGUGUCGUCAAUGCGGUGCAAUGCGGUGCAGCUGGAGCAAUACGUGAGGCUCAAGGGAGGAUCCAGGGAGGAGCGGCAGAAUCUGGUGGAGAGGCAGAAUGACAUUGGCAAGCGAACAGCUGAAGCUCUUCGCGAAGCCGUUCAGCUGGUUCCUGGAUGGCAGGCCACCGCAGUACAGAAAAAGCCAUCCUCCUCCCUGCCGCCUGCCUCUGCAGCUGCUGGCGGCCUGGCGGCGGUGAAGCAUGCCUUCAAGCAGAUCGUGCUGUCCCGCAUUGAGCGUGCCAUCGCUCGCCAGAAGGAGCACCUUCAGAUCAGGGGAGUCAUCAAGAAAGCAGCGCAGCGGGCAGGCAAGUGGUCAGCAGCCAUGGGCACCAAGAGCUGCCCGCCCUGCCCUGACUGCUCGCAGCUACAGCAGCAGCAGCAGCAGGGGCAGCAAGAGGGGGGUGUCGUCGAUCUCGACUUGCAUUUUCCCUCCUCUUCCGCAUCCUUGCCUUCUGCUCUGAGGGUCGUGGGACCGCUCUGCACCGCAUCCGGGUUUGUCGACUGCGGCUGCCCGUAUGGCGAGUCGGGCAGGGUGGAAUUUUCCACGGGGCUGCCCGGCCAGCAAGAGGAGGAGGGUGAAGGGGAAAAGAAGCCGCUGUGUGUGGAUGGCAGUUCUCCUGGCAGAUGGACGGGCUUCAGCCAAUGGGAGGCUGACAACUGUCAGUACAGGGACAUCCCUCUACCCCACUUGCAUCAGUGCCUGAACAACAAGUGGGUGCAUUUCUUUGGCGACCACACCUCCCGCCAUCUCGCCCUCUACUUUGCGCGCCUGCUGGGGCUGCAGAAGCAAGGCGAAGGGGAGGAUGACGGGGAGGAGGGCGACGGGCCGUUCGGGGGAGAGAUGGUGAGACGAAGGCGGCUGGCGUUGGAAAGUAAUGGAGAGAGGGAGGGGGGCGAGGGUGGGCUGGAGGAAUGGAGGACGCAUGUGAGGAGGAGCAGCAGCAGUGCCACCACUACGAUCGCAACUGCCAGCAGCAGCAGCACCAACAUCAGCAGCAGUGGGCGGAGGGUGCUAGCAGCGACAGAGCUAGGGGGCAGUGGCAGGGGGGAAGGCGGGCCAAGAGUGACGUACCUCUUCCGGGGCAAGAUGGCCCGGCAGCGACACCCGGAGCCCGGCACGCCAGAGCAGCGCGAUCUGAACGACCAGUUCCUGAUGAACAUGACCAGAAAGGGGGGCCGGCCGGAUUUCAUUGUGAUGAAUGUGGGGGUGCACGAGGUGAUGGGGUGGGGGAAGAGGCCAGCUCCUGACCUCAGCUUCGACUCGUUUCGGGAAGAUACCGAGAAGCUUCUGGACCUGCUGAAGCGGACGUACGGAGGGGGGAGUGUGGUGUGGUGGAAGGGGAAUUACAUCUGGCCAGGAGCCGUGCUUAUGGAGGAGUAUUUCCAGGUGCAGCAGUUUCACGAGCUCUAUCAGGCGCAUGCGUACAGAAGGUUCCAGGAAGCGGGGCACGUUGUGGCCGACUUUUACCAGACCACCAGGGACAGGCCAGAGCUGGUGGCUUCACAAGACGGGACUCGAUAUAGUGUAGAAGUUAUGGUGCUGCAUGCGAAGAUCAUUGCCAAUAUUCUAUGCAACCAUAAGUGAGCACUAAGGGUACAUUCUGUCAAAUUAUAUAUUUAUAUAUAUAUAUUUAUUUAUUUAUUUGUUUAGGCUUGGCCUCUGGAUAGGAUUCGAAGUACUUUUUCUUGUAAGGGUACUCGCUUGCUGCCACUUUUUCUGUAAGGGUAUUUUUUUUA
Molecule: messenger RNA, 2464 nt
Organism: Closterium sp. NIES-67
Lineage: Eukaryota; Viridiplantae; Streptophyta; Zygnematophyceae; Desmidiales; Closteriaceae
Source: the annotation of a GenBank genome assembly